Mytilus trossulus (common blue mussel) is the source of this 527-nucleotide messenger RNA. Its product is annotated as ragulator complex protein LAMTOR5 homolog. Lineage: Eukaryota; Metazoa; Mollusca; Bivalvia; Mytilida; Mytilidae. The coding region runs from base 101 to 379 and encodes 92 amino acids. Gene Ontology annotation, molecular function: guanyl-nucleotide exchange factor activity. The transcript is spliced from 4 exons. Gene Ontology annotation, cellular component: Ragulator complex; cytoplasm; lysosome. Gene Ontology annotation, biological process: positive regulation of TORC1 signaling; cellular response to amino acid stimulus. The record is from RefSeq and is a predicted model, not a curated record.
GGCUAUCACACUCUUCUGUCAUUAUGGAAAAAGAGGAAGAAAAUGUGUACUAUAUCCGGCAUAGAAUUCUACUUCCGGUUGCAGCCCAAAGACUUGAAAAAUGGAAAAAGUCCUAGAAAAGCAUUUAGACGAAACAUUCAGACUACCAGGGGUUGCAGGUGUUCUUUGUGCAGAUGAAAAUGGACUUUGUCUAGCAGCUAAAGGAGUAGCAGAAAAGUCUGCCGCAGGAAACAUUGCCAGUAUUGCAAAACAAGCAGCUCAGUUACAUCCAAAUUCUUCUACUCCUCCAGUAAUCUGUAUUGAAUCAGAAACAGGGAGUGUUCUUAUUAAAAGUGAAGAUGAUAUUACAAUGGCAAUAUAUAAAUCAUCACCAUCAUGAACAAGAACCUUAACUGUGUUAGAUAAUAAUAACUGUAUGUAGCUGUAGAGCUGAAAAACUAUUAGGAAAUUGUGCAAUGUUUAUAAAUGUUUUAGUCUGUAAACUUUUCUUACUUUAUGAUUUAAUAAAUUAAUAUAUAAAAUGUGUA